Messenger RNA from Perognathus longimembris pacificus (Pacific pocket mouse), 1607 nucleotides. RefSeq lists its product as uncharacterized. Bases 1 to 885 code for a protein of 294 amino acids. The transcript has 3 exons. Lineage: Eukaryota; Metazoa; Chordata; Mammalia; Rodentia; Heteromyidae. The record is from RefSeq and is a predicted model, not a curated record.
AUGAUUGCCAUUCGGGCUGGGAUUAUCAAGCUAGAUGUUCAAGAAGAAAAACACAGGGCCAGAGAGAAGCCCAGAAACAUGAAGGAUAAAAAUGACUGGGAUCAGACUACGGUUCAUCUCUUUCUGCGGAUCUUUUCAGGUUUGCUGAACAUUUCCUUUCCCUAUUCAACGUUUUCUACUUCUUCGAAGAAUAUUUGUGAUUUUCCCAUCAUUCAAAUGUGUGAAUUCACAUUUAAGAAAUACAGUGAAGUACUGGAUUGGCAAACUGGUUGGCCUCCUUUGCUGUUAUAUGGCUUGGGCUUUUGGAUUAAGCUUAGCAAGAGCAGAUCCUGGCGAAUUUGGGAAUUUGACAGCAAUAUUGUCCAGGUUGUGUUCAUUGGACUCUGGGAAGCUUAUUAUUACCAAAAAUUUAAUGUAUCUGGUUCAAUUGUUGAAUUGCCAAUGCACAGCACUAUCAACGCAAGCUGGAUUAUUUCACCUGAACUUCAGUAUGGGCAGGACAUGAUACUGUUGGCUAACUUUAUGAAGUCAGUAGUCCUGGUUUUCAGCACACAGGCUAUUUUGGUCAGCUGGAUCAAAGCCCCAUUCCCAGAGUUCCUGCGAUCGUGUUACAACAUCUCUAUCUUCUUUCUUGUCCUCAGCAGUGGUUGUACAGUAGGUGCUGUGAGCUGGAACUAUGCUGUGGAGUUCUAUGGUCAAUCUACCCUUGACUUUCCAGUUACUUUUCCUGUUGAAAAAGAAGCACUGAUAAAGAAACACUUAUCUCAUGUUUUUCCACUAGGUAUUCUCACAGCCACCUUCUCACUCUUUGGUGCAACCAUGUUGAUGUUUGAGACAUGUUCACUGAAACGGAAAAACAAAGUGAAGCCUGUAUCUAUGGCUUAAAGUGAACCAAAAGAUUUGAACUGAGGGCUGUGCCUUUGGAAAGUCUGAUAAUUAUUUACUUGAAUAAACUUACUACAUGCAUACAAUAUUGUGUGCAGUCAUCCACUUAUUUAAAAUAAAACACAAAUUUUGAUAUCUCAAGAUACAUCUAAAGUGUAUAUUGUCUACUACUUUGUAAGUCCAUUCCUUUCUUUAAAAGUUUUCACUCAGUGAAAUCAUGCAAUGCAAAGGUAGAGGAAAGCACAGAAAAGAUCAUUCAAGUUGUCUUCCUUGAUUCAUACUAAUCAUCAUCAUUAGUAAAAGAGUUUGACUUGUAACCCUGGAAAGACAAAGAGUAGCAAUAGAGACAGUGGCAUCAACAGGAGAGACAUGAGGCAAGCGUAUAUCACCAACCACAACAAAUUACCAGAUGAUGGUAUCUUUAAAAUGAGCUCAUAUUAACCCACAGGAAAAUGACUACAUUUGAAGUUUAGAGUUCUUUACAGCUUUACAGCUUAUAAACAGUGAAGCUGGACAAGGUUUCUUAAUCUUGCAAUGAUGACUUUGGUGUUGGGUUCGACUGGGAAUAGGAAAGGUAUGCAAUGAAAAUUGUAGAAUCCAUAACUUUUCUCCAGGUGUGAAAAACCAAAAUGGUCAGGCAUUUCAAAGUGUCCUUGAUGGUUCAUGGUGAAAAUGAGAUUUGAGGAGAACCAGUGAACUAUAUAUAGUCCAAAGCUCAAGUA